CUAACAUGCAAGUAUAGGAUAUUCAUUUUUUUGGUGACAAGGAAGAUUGUGCAACAGUGUGGCAUACGUUUGCAUGACACGAUGCCGGACCAGCGAGCGCUGAAGAACCCCUAUCCAGACUAUAAUGGGCCCGAGAGUGCGCAAUACAUGUUUGACUCUCAAGGCAAAUUAACGGCUGCUUUUGCGAGCCGAGUAAGCGAUAAGAUCAGUGAACUGCUGGCGUUAAUGGAACACGGGCUGAAGAAGGCGGAUCCGAGAGACUGUACUGGAUACACGGGCUGGACAGGAAUCGCCAUGUUGUACCUGCACCUCCACGCAAUCUACGGCGAGCCCUCGUACCUACAGAGGGCACUGGAGCACGUCAGCCGCAGCCUGAAUAGCCUGACCCAGCGCUGGGUCACCUUCCUGUGUGGGGACGCUGGGCCGCUGGCUGUGGCUGCCGUGGUGUACCACCGCAUGCACAGAGUCCAAGAGGCGGAGGAGUGCAUCAGCAGGUUGCUGCAGCUUCACAAGUCUGUGGUGAAGGGCUCGGGGAGCCUUCCAGACGAGCUCCUGUACGGACGCGUGGGCUACCUCUCCGCCCUCAUCUUCCUCAACCAGCAGUUCCAGCAGGAGAAGAUCCCUGCACAGUACAUACAGCAGAUCUGUGACGCAGUGUUGGUGUCGGGACAGACUCUGGCUCAGAGGAUGAGGGUGGAGGAGCAGACUCCACUCAUGUACGAGUGGUACCAGGAGCAGUAUGUGGGUGCCGCCCACGGCCUGUCGGGCAUAUACUACUUCCUCAUGCAGCCCGGUUUUGUCUCGGACGAGGGCCGGGUGUUGUCGCUGGUGAAGCCCAGCAUAGACUAUGUUUGCCGUCUGAGGUUCCCAUCGGGCAACUACCCACCGUGCGUGGGCGAUGCCCGAGACCUGCUGGUGCACUGGUGCCACGGCUCGCCUGGAGUCAUCUACAUGCUGCUGCAGGCCUACAGGGUGUUCGGUGUACAGCAGUACUUGGAGGAUGCCGUGCACUGUGGAGAGGUGAUCUGGCAGCGAGGCCUGCUGAAGAAGGGGUACGGCCUGUGCCACGGUGCAGCAGGCAACGCCUACGCCUUCCUGGCCCUCCACAAGGUCACCCGUGAUCCCAGGCAUCUUUACCGGGCCUGCAUGUUUGCAGAUUGGUGCAUGAACUACGGAAAACAUGGCUGCCGGACUCCAGACACACCCUUUUCCCUUUUUGAAGGAAUGGCUGGGACCAUUUACUUCCUUGCUGACCUGUUGCAGCCGAUGGCAGCCAAGUUCCCAGCCUUUGAGGUGUAAAGGUAUCCUACCGCGCCACUCCAGAGCACAGGCUGACCGGCUGAGGCCAGUGUUAAAAUGGCAGGGCUGGGCAGCAGGAGAGCGCAAUUCGUCGCUGGCGGCCCACGUCCUCCAGGCCAUGGCGGACAACUGCAGCGCCGCUCCCCACGUGCUCCAAAGUGUGAGUCUGUAUGCUCCUGCUCUGUCCCGUUGUCAUCGGCAUAAACAAAGCACCUGGCUAAUGCUGUCUGUUCUAGCAGGAAUUGUCUGUAUUGAAGCCUUGGUUGCUUUACUGUUUAACUAAUUUAACCUAGAAUGUAAUAAGGCACAUUUCUUCACUAAGGGCAUGCUAUUAUUAAUGUAUAGUUUGGUUCUGCACAUGCUUUUCAAAUUGGUGUAGAUUUUAACUGUUGUAACAUAAGGCACAGCAGUCUUUAUCCUUGUACUUUGAGGAUUGUUUUGCUUAAAACAAAUUCUUUAAGAUUGCCACUUAGUUGAAUCUUUUUCUUUGUUGUAACUGAUUACAAAGAAAAUGGAACAUUAGUUGUAUGACUCUGUCUAUUGCUCAUGAAAUGAAUCUUCAUCUGUAAGAUUUUGUUUCCUUUCAAAUAGUCUAAUAAAAGGCAAAAAGAAAAUU
Electrophorus electricus (electric eel) is the source of this 1915-nucleotide messenger RNA. RefSeq names its product LanC antibiotic synthetase component C-like 1 (bacterial) (gene lancl1). Gene Ontology annotation, biological process: peptide modification; carbohydrate metabolic process. NCBI's taxonomy places the organism in Eukaryota, Metazoa, Chordata, Actinopteri, Gymnotiformes, Gymnotidae. The record is from RefSeq and is a predicted model, not a curated record. Gene Ontology annotation, cellular component: plasma membrane.